Molecule: messenger RNA, 1041 nt
Organism: Penicillium macrosclerotiorum
Lineage: Eukaryota; Fungi; Ascomycota; Eurotiomycetes; Eurotiales; Aspergillaceae
Product: D-mandelate dehydrogenase-like dehydrogenase
Exons: 5
Coding region: 1-1041 (346 amino acids)
Cellular component (GO): cytosol
Molecular function (GO): hydroxypyruvate reductase [NAD(P)H] activity; glyoxylate reductase (NADPH) activity; NAD binding
Source: RefSeq, a predicted model, not a curated record
AUGACGACCUCAAAGCCCAUCGUCCUCCACCUUGGAGAUCCGAUUCAGUUCAAUACCGACCUUUAUGAGGAGAUAUCCAAGGACUUUACCAUAAUUCGACCUUCCUUGGAGGAACGACAACGUGACGCGUUCCUGAAGGCCCUAAAAGAGAAGAAAUGGGGCAACUUUGAGGGAAUAUUUCGCCCGUUUUGGAACACUGGAGGUGAGAUGGGUCGGUGGGAUGCUGAGUUGAUUCCACUCCUGCCUCCCUCACUGAAGGUGUAUGGAAGUGCUGGUGCAGGAUAUGACUGGAUGGAUGUUGAUAUACUGGCCAAGCAUGGAAUUUUAUACUGCAACGGAGCACAAGCAUCGAGCGAAGCCGUUGCCGAUAUGGCAAUCUUCCAUAUCAUCUCUGUCUUCCGCAACAUGCAAUGGUCCAUUAACGGUGCCCGGUCGGGUGAUGCUGCGCUCUGGCUGGAGGCCCACCAGAACACUGCCGCCACCGCGCACAAUCCUCAGACUCAGAUAUUGGGCAUCAUCGGCCUAGGAAACAUUGGCUACACAAUUGCGCGAAAGGCAUAUGCUUGUUUUGGAAUGAAGAUCUACUACCAAGACUUGCAUCGCAAAUCGAUCGAGCAGGAGCAGGCGAUUAAUGCCUCUUUCUGCACGUCAUUGGACGAGCUUCUCGCUGUUUCUGAUUGCGUUGUUCUAGCGACUCCAUUCGGCGGAUCAAAGCUCAUCACUGAAGAGACUCUGUCUAAGUUCAAAAAGGGCGCUAAAUUUGUUAAUAUUGCCCGAGGGACACUGGUUGAUGAAGCUGCUUUGGUGAAUGCUUUGAGGUCAGGGCGUCUGUCUGCGGCUGGUUUGGAUGUCCAUGAGAACGAACCUCAUGUCAAUCAAGAGCUGACGCAGAUGAGAAACGUUAUGCUCACUGCUCACACUGCUGGUGGCGCCAUGGAGACUCAGAUUGGAUUUGAACGACUUUCCAUGGAGAACGUUCAAUGUGUCUUGACAGGGAAAGACCCACUAACACCAGUGAACAAGCACCUGUUCAAUAAAUAG